Molecule: messenger RNA, 528 nt
Organism: Helianthus annuus (common sunflower)
Lineage: Eukaryota; Viridiplantae; Streptophyta; Magnoliopsida; Asterales; Asteraceae
Exons: 1
Coding region: 1-528 (175 amino acids)
Source: RefSeq, a predicted model, not a curated record
AUGGGAGACAAAUCCAUCGACCAAAUCAAUGCCAAACCUAAUGAAAAACUUGUUAUAGCCCUUCAUCCUGCAUACACAGUUACAAACAUUCAGACUAAGGUCCGGAUCCUUGACGGGACAAAGGUCACUUAUUCCUCAUGGGUCAAACUUUUCACCUUACACGCCCGGGGGUAUAAGGUCCUUCGUCACAUCGAUGGUACGCCAUCACCACCAAAAGAAGAUCCAACCUAUGAAGCCUGGGAAGAACUUGAUGCUGUGGUUUUACAAUGGAUAUACGAAACUGUGUCUGAUGAACUGUUCGUUCGGGUACUUAAAACCGAAUCUAAUGCCCGAGAGGCAUGGGUCCGCAUCUCUAAGUUGUUCCUCAACAACAAGGGUUCUAGAGUCGCGACUCUAGAACAUGAAUUCUCCAAUUUGAAACUGAAGGCCAUGCCUUCCCUUGAGGCUUACUGUCAACGCCUUAGGGAAUUGGCUGAUAUGCUAGAUGAUGUCGAAAGCCCAGUCCCAGAAAGUCGACUCAUCAUCUAG